CACAGUUAUCAUUUCAUCACGACCAACUAGCUCCCAGUUCUGCAAGUUACACUGACUAGGCACAACUUCAGGAACACACACACACACACACACACGCACAACUUCAGGAACACACACACACACACACACAGUGUCACAUGGAAGUCUAAAGUCUGAUAUUUGUAGAAUAGUGGGUUUAUAAAUUAACAGGCAACUGUUCUGAAUCCCCUCCAGACACCCUGCUACACACAGCAUCAGGUUAACAAAUCCAUUUAUUGGUCACAUACACAUAUCUAGCUCCAACAGGGCAGUAAUAUCUAACUUAAUGCUUGUGUUCCUAGCUCUGCUCGCAGGGCAAGAAGGUGGAGACAACGACACACUGGGCGAGAAGGUGGAGACAACGACACACUGGGCGAGAAGGUGGAGACAACGACACACUGGGCGAGACAACGACACACUGGGCGAGAAGGUGGAGACAACGACACACUGGGCGAGACAACGACACACUGGGCGGGAAGGUGGAGACAACGACACACUGGGCGAGACAACGACACACUGGGCGAGAAGGUGGAGACAACGACACACUGGGCGAGAAGGUAGAGACAACGACACACAGGGCGAGAAGGUGGAGACAACGACACACAGGGCGAGAAGGUGGAGACAACGACACACAGGGCGAGAAGGUGGAGACAACGACACACUGGGCGAGACAACGACACACUGGGCGGGAAGGUGGAGACAACGACACACUGGGCGAGACAACGACACACUGGGCGGGAAGGUGGAGACAACGACACACUGGGCGAGAAGGUGGAGACAACGACACACUGGGCGAGACAACGACACACUGGGCGGGAAGGUGGAGACAACGACACACUGGGCGAGACAACGACACACUGGGCGGGAAGGUGGAGACAACGACACACUGGGCGAGAAGGUGGAGACAACGACACACUGGGCGAGACAACGACACACUGGGCGGGAAGGUGGAGACAACGACACACUGGGCGAGACAACGACACACUGGGCGAGAAGGUGGAGACAACGACACACUGGGCGAGAAGGUAGAGACAACGACACACAGGGCGAGAAGGUGGAGACAACGACACACAGGGCGAGAAGGUGGAGACAACGACACACAGGGCGAGAAGGUAGAGACAACGACACACUGGGCGAGAAGGUGGAGACAACGACACACUGGGCGAGAAGGUGGAGACAACGACACACUGGGCGAGAAGGUAGAGACAACGACACACAGGGCGAGAAGGUGGAGACAACGACACACUGGGCGAGAAGGUAGAGACAACGACACACAGGGCGAGAAGGUGGAGACAACGACACACAGAUGAGGCCUCAGAGUCUGAUGUUCAAGAGGUGGACAUUGAGGAGGUCCAGGGAGAAGACAUGGAAGCCUGAGAGGAAGACAACCAAAGCUUUAGUUCCUAGACUAUCAUUUUACAGAUGUUGAAAACGUUUUUUGGGAGAUACGAUGGAUCAUUGGGGAUCAUUCCCUUUCUUUGUACAGUGAAAUCAUCCCAUGUGAAGAGUCAACUCUUGUAAUUAAAGUUAAUUACCACCUGUAUAUUUACCAAAAUGUGUAACCCUAACAAUACAUCAUACAAAGCAGCUGCAACUGUCAGUAAGAGUGUCCAUGAUUGAGUCUUUGAGUGAAGAGAUGGAGAUAAAACUGUCCAGUUUGAGUGUUGGUUGCAGCUCAAUCCAGUCGCUAGCUGCAGCAAACUGAAAAGAGGAGCGACCCAGGGAUGUGUGUGUUUUGGGGACCUUUAACAGAAUGUGACUGGCAGAACGGGUGUUGUAUGUGGAGGAUGAGGGCUGCAGUAGAUAUCUCAGAUAGGGGGGAGUGAGGCUUAAGAAGGUUUAAUAAAUAAGCAUCAACCAGUGGGUCUUGCGACGGGUAUACAGAGAUGACCAGUUUACAGAGGAGUAUAGAGUGCAGUGAUGUGUCCUAUAAGGAGCAUUGGUGGCAAAUCUGAUGGCCGAAUGGUAAAGAACAUCUAGCAGCUCGAGAGCCGCCCUUACCUGACGAUCUAUAAAUUACGUUUCCGGAAUCUAGCAUGGGUAGGAUGGUCAUCUGAAUCAGGGUUAGUUUGGCAGCUGGGGUGAAAGACAGAUUGAGAAAACCAAGUCUAAAUUUAACUUUAGCCUGCAGCUUUGAUAUGUGCUGAGAGAAGGACAGUGUACCGUCUAGCCAUACUCCCAAGUACUUGUAUGAGGCGACUACCUCAAGCUCUAAACCCUCAGAGGUAGUAAUCACACCUGUGGGGAGAGGGGCAUUCUUCUUACCAAACCACAUGACCUUUGUUUUGGAGGUGUUCAGAAUAAGAUUAAGGGAUUAAGGGAAGAGAAAGCUUGUUGGACACUAAGAUAGCUUUGUUGUCGAGCGUUUAACACAAAAUCCAGGGAGGGGCCAGCUGAGUAGAAGACUAUCAUCUGCAUAUAAAUGGAUGGUAGAGCUUCCUACUGGCUGAGCUAUGUUGUUGAUGUAAAUUGAGAAGAGUGUGGGGCUAGGAUCGAGCCUUGGGGUACUCCCUUGGUGACAAGCAGUGGCUGAGACAAACGCAUUUUUAUUUUUAAAGUUUACGUUCAAACGGCUCUUAAACCCGCGACAUACACUUAGUUUCCUUAAACGGGUCACGAUUUAGGUAAUACGCUUCUAGUGUUAACGUGCAGAAUACCCAGGCUUUUACGACAGCAGGAAUCAGUUAGAUAGAGCAUAAGUCAGAAUUGGGGUUAGCAAUUGUAGAUGGGCCAGGGUGUACAUGCACAUUUCCAGAUAUCAUCAGCAGUGAUACAAUCAGGGCACGGCAGAGGACAGGGCGAGCUCUGCAGAGUUGAUUUAUAACAUUUGAAUGUGCAUUAGGAUGGCAACAACAUCAUAUUACACAA
Molecule: messenger RNA, 2886 nt
Organism: Oncorhynchus keta (chum salmon)
Lineage: Eukaryota; Metazoa; Chordata; Actinopteri; Salmoniformes; Salmonidae
Product: sarcoplasmic reticulum histidine-rich calcium-binding protein-like
Exons: 5
Coding region: 305-1279 (324 amino acids)
Source: RefSeq, a predicted model, not a curated record